ACAAAUAUGUCGUUGUUGGUACAUCCCACAUUGUGACAUAUCCGUGAACUCCUUCCGUUGCCGUGCACGUGAAAAUAGUUGACAUUGCGCGGCACGCAGAGUCAUCAUGGCUUCGUGCUGUACACAGCUGUGUCUACAAUGCAGACGUCUUCUUCCCCCACAGAUGGUGGCUCGUACCUGGCGGUAUUCCACUCAACUUGGUCAUUGCACUACAGUUACAGGGUUACCGCCCAAAAUCCUGAAUGGACCCACAGUUGUGAGGGGGGAUCACACGGUAGCUGAGGCAAGACAGCGGUGGAAGCAACAGAUGUUCUGUUACAGUGACUUUACUGCCAAACAUCUGGCAACUGAGGCUAAGGAAGACAAGGAUAUUGAAGAAUUGUCAAGAGCUGUUGAUGUAGCAUACAAGAGUCCCUUGAUGCCAAUCAGAGAUGCUGUGCCAGUGACUGAAAGCCAGAUUUCAUUAGAUCUGGAUGCUGCUACUGAAUUUUCAGCAUUGGAGGAGAUCAGUGAUGAGGAAGCUGUCCGUAUAUUUGUUCCUUCUGCCAUGCCUCCAGCCUCCCUCUCUCUUAGAGACUAUGUUGACCAGUCUGAGACGCUCAGCAAACUGGUACAGCUAGGUGUAAACCUGUGGAAGCUGGAACAAAGGCCCAAUGUAGGCUCUAUGCUGCUGAGACUCAACUUCAACACAGAUGUGGCCCCAAGACUGCUGUUUCUCAAAGAGAUUGGGGUGGAUGACUCUCACUUUGGCAACAUCAUCACACGCAACCCCUUCAUUCUCACAGAGAGUUUGGAAAACCUACAGGCCAGGGUGAACUAUCUCAAGUCAAAGAAGUUCAGUUCUGAGACUGUUGCGUCCAUGGUGUCCAGAGCUCCAUAUCUGCUUAACUUCAGUGUGAAGAGGCUGGACAACAGACUGGGAUUCUUUCAGCAACAACUCAACCUCAGUGCUUCUAAUUUGCGGAACAUUGUGGCUCGUCUACCCAGAUUACUGUGUGGCAGUUUGGAGCCUAUCAAAGAAAAUUUGAAGGUGUGUGAAAUAGAGUUUGGCUUUAAGGAAAAUGAGAUUCAACACAUAGUUCUUACCGUCCCAAAAGUGCUGGCUGCAAAUAAAAGGAAACUAACGCAAAUAUUUGACCUGCUCCACAAUACCAUGGAGGUCCCUCAUCACCUCAUCGUCAAGUUCCCACAGGUCCUCAAUUCCAAGUAUUUGCGUAUCAGAGAGCGCCACCUGUUCCUUGAGUACCUUGGAAAGGCUCAAUAUGACCCAAAUCUGCCCAACUACAUCUCCCUAGACCGCUUGGUUUCUUUGCCUGAUGAAGCGUUUUGCACUGAGUUGGCUUUGGCCACACUGGAAGAUUUUUAUUUGUUUCAAAAGACACUCUGAUUCCUCACAAACGGACACCAUUAAAAGGACUUCAGACAGUGGUCAAGCACAGAUAAUAAAUAUAAUAAUGUGUUGCAGACAUGAAAGUUUGUUUUGUAAUAGUGAUGUUCAAUAAAUGUACGCAAUGAA
Molecule: messenger RNA, 1516 nt
Organism: Larimichthys crocea (large yellow croaker)
Lineage: Eukaryota; Metazoa; Chordata; Actinopteri; Sciaenidae
Gene: mterf3
Product: mitochondrial transcription termination factor 3
Exons: 8
Coding region: 107-1387 (426 amino acids)
Biological process (GO): regulation of DNA-templated transcription; mitochondrial transcription; mitochondrial ribosome assembly
Cellular component (GO): mitochondrion
Molecular function (GO): double-stranded DNA binding
Source: RefSeq, a predicted model, not a curated record